AAACUGACGACGUCCCUCUUUUCUUACGCGUCUUGAAGCAGCUCUUUUGCAAGCUGUGCCUUGGAUUCCAGACUCUGCAGCGGAAGGAGAGGAGAUGGGGGUGACCUACUCCUUAGGUCUGCCCCAUGGGAAGGGGCCACACGCCGUCGGCUGCACGGAUGUGAUGGUGGGACAGAGCCCAAAGGGUCUCUUCUUCCGCUUGUUCUAUCCCUGCAUUUCACAAGAGGGGGCAGAACAGCCCUCCUGGAUCCCCCGCUAUGAAUAUUACUGUGGACUAGCUGACUACAUGAACAUGAACCGGAAAUGGUGCGCCCCGUUGCUCAGCAUGACCUUUGGGUCAUGUCGAAUCCCUGUGAGCUGGGACGCCCCUAUGAAAUCAAGCAACAACAAGUACCCCUUGAUCAUAUUCUCACAUGGGCUAGGAGCCUUCCGAACUGUUUACUCUUCUAUCUGUGCUGAAAUGGCUUCUCGUGGGUUUCUGGUGAUGGCACUUGAACACAGAGAUUAUUCUGCUUCUGCCACUUACUUCUGCAAGAUGGAUUCUGAAGCGUUGGACUUCCCUGAGGCUCCGGUACAAGAAGAAUGGCUUUCCUAUCGAGGGGUGCCAAAAGAUCAGAAAGAGUUUUACUUCCGAAAUCCACAGCUCCAUCAGCGAGCAAAUGAGUGCAUCCGGGGACUGAAACUGAUCCGGAACAUCAGCGGUGGCAAGGCAGCUGUCAACCUCUUGCACACAGACUUUGAUCUGUCGUCACUGAAGGACAAUGUGGAUUUGUCCAGAGCGGCCAUCAUGGGUCACUCAUUUGGAGGAGCAACAGCAAUCCUCACCCUCGUGAAAGAGGCACAAUUCAGGUGUGCUGUUGCCCUUGAUGCCUGGAUGUUCCCUUUGGAAAACUCUCUUUACCCGAAAGUGACCAAACCAGUGCUUUUCAUCAACACCGAGACCUUCCAGACUGUGGAUAGCGUGGCCAAGAUGAAAAAGAUCUGCUCCAUGAACAACGAGACCAAAAUCAUCACUAUCUUGGGCACUGUCCAUCAGAGCCAAACCGACUUCACCUUCCUCGCGGGGAAUCUAUUGAACAGAGUCUUCCAAACUAGAGGCACCAUCAAUCCUUAUGAAGGGCUGGACAUCACUAACCAGGCUGCACUGGCCUUCCUACAGAAACAUCUCCAGCUGAAAGAAGACUUUGACCAGUGGGAUGGUCUUCUGGAAGGUGUUGGGAAUGCCGUCAUUCCAGAUGGACCUCUGCAGAAGUCCAGCAUGUAGACAUAAAAGACAAAAAAAAAUGUCUCUGAGCAUCUGGUGUACCCUGGAUUAGGGGGGAAGAAAGCAUUCUCUUAUAUACAACAGCUGUCUGAACUGAACACCUUACCAACUUCAUAGUGGAUCUGUCGCUGUGAUGCUUUGGCCAUCCUGUAGCUCGCAUAUACAUGCUAUUCAGUCCUCUGGUGCUACAGACAGGAAGAUGAGAAGUGUUGUAGAUAACUGGGCAGAUCUGUCUGCAUCUCUGUGGCUUUUGAGGAGGAGCAAUAAUAAGGGUUGUAGUUCAAAGCACAAUCCAUUGGGGACUCUCUCCUGUUCAAGUUCCUGUUGCAAUGAAAGGGCAGUUGAGGGAAACCACUUUGACAUUUGCCCCUUCUGCAGUCUAUGUUCUGGGAAGAUAACACCAGUGCUUUUAGUGUUGAAACGCCUGCAGCUUCCUAUCAAAGGCAAACACAAUCAAACCAGCUGAGUGUCUCACCUGUGAUGGUACUUAGAGGAUGAAGGACCUGGCCAGUCUACGGAUCACCAUGGAAAUGAGAGUGAAGAUUAUCCAUGAUUGAAGAACCAAAAAAAUCUCAGUGCUAUGUAGAUGCAUCUCUGUCUUUGCCUAGGCCAGUCUUCAGAUCCCUUCUCAGCGCACAAUUAGUUACUUCCCAGAUGGUUUCAUAGGCAUCAACGUCUUUCUGCUUAAUUCUUCCCAGAUGUUUCCAUUGCCUGUAUUGGUUGGUUAGUUUUUGUACCUGAACAAUAAUUCAGACUCCCAGAGGCAGUCUUUCAAAUGGUUAGAAUGGACCAAAUGUGUGGUUGCCAAAUGGUAAUAGUAGAAAAGAUUUGCAUAUUUAAUUUGUAAAAUCAAAUGGGUCUUGAAGCUUUCAGUUCUGACCUAGACCCAAACUACUCCUGGCACCGAGGAUCUGGGUUUGGACUAGGGCCACAGUGCUAGUAGGAGAUUCCUCUUCCCUCUGAACUGUUUCCUCACUAAAAAGAAUGCCUACUCUCUGACAGCUGCUUUAGACUUAGGAAAAAUGAGAUACAACACAGGUGCCUGUCUCUUUCCCCUUCUGGAGCACAAAGUGAUCAGGGAAACGGUGGGAGGAGACGUUCCCACCAUGGCAGCCUCACAUGAACACAUGUGGGAGGCCCAAUCCAAAUAUAGAUCCUCAUGAGUGCAUAGGGUUGGCAUGGAUCUUGGGGCUAGUUCACACAUUGCAAAUUCCUCACUGCAUGGCUGGGGUGCGCAGUGUGAUGUGACAGACGGCAAGUUGCACAGGCCUCCUACUGUGGCCCCACCUGGCCUCCCUCUGCCUGUAUUGCCUUCCCAGAAUAAGCUAGCCACCUCGCCCUCCGUUAUUAACUCAGGAAGAACUCUAUAAAUGCUGCUGGGGUGACUUGCAUCAUUCGGAUGUUUGUAUGACUUGUGUGAGAUGAGGUCUAUGUUUGGUUUUUAUGAACGCUGCAGGAAUUGGAGAUUUGUGGGUUUCAACAUGUUCUUA
Molecule: messenger RNA, 2754 nt
Organism: Gekko japonicus
Lineage: Eukaryota; Metazoa; Chordata; Lepidosauria; Squamata; Gekkonidae
Gene: PAFAH2
Product: platelet-activating factor acetylhydrolase 2
Exons: 10
Coding region: 95-1264 (389 amino acids)
Molecular function (GO): 1-alkyl-2-acetylglycerophosphocholine esterase activity
Source: RefSeq, a predicted model, not a curated record